Molecule: messenger RNA, 2146 nt
Organism: Aspergillus saccharolyticus JOP 1030-1
Lineage: Eukaryota; Fungi; Ascomycota; Eurotiomycetes; Eurotiales; Aspergillaceae
Product: DNA-(apurinic or apyrimidinic site) lyase APN2
Exons: 6
Coding region: 107-1975 (622 amino acids)
Biological process (GO): base-excision repair
Cellular component (GO): nucleus
Molecular function (GO): DNA binding; double-stranded DNA 3'-5' DNA exonuclease activity; endonuclease activity
Source: RefSeq, a predicted model, not a curated record
GUACUAUGCAUGCAUCGGAGUCGCCGUGACGGCGAUAUCAUUCAGAUAUUUCAGUUCUUUGCCCCUCACUCAAUGGGCGUGUGUCGGUUAGAUUGCUAGUGACGGGAUGGGGUUACGUAUCACAACAUGGAACGUUAACGGGAUCCGUAAUCCAUUCUCCUAUGAACCAUGGAGAGGCAAGCGUACCUUCGAUGCGAUGUUUGACAUCCUCGAAGCCGAUAUUGUCGUGUUUCAGGAAACCAAAAUUCAACGGAAGGACCUUCGUGAUGACAUGGUCAUGGUACCGGGAUGGGAUUGCUACUUCAGCUUACCCAAGGUGAAGAAAGGCUACUCGGGGGUAGUCAUAUACACCCGCAAUGCGACGUGCGCCCCUAUUCGUGCGGAAGAAGGACUUACAGGCAUGCUUUGCCCGCCGAACUCAUCGGUCUCCUUUCGCGACCUUCCGGAUGACCAGCAGAUUGGCGGCUACCCAACUCUAGAGCAACUUAGUAGUCUCGAGGUUGACCCUGCCGUUCUUGAUUCAGAAGGUCGCUGUGUCAUUCUUGAGUUUCCCGCCUUCGUGUUGCUAGGCAUAUAUUCUCCCGCAAAUCGGGAUGAGAGCCGCGACUCAUUCCGCCAUGACUUUAUUGAAUUGAUGGAUGCCCGUGUUCGCAAUCUCGCUGCCAUGGGAAAACAGGUGUUCGUCACAGGAGAUCUCAAUAUCUCCAGAAGAGAAAUCGACGCAGCGCAUGCGGCGGAGGCGAUUCGGAAAGGAACCUUGACCGAGGACGAAUGGGUUUCGGUUCAUGCAAGACGCGUUUUCAAUCAGUGGUUUCCGGACGGCAAAGUCAUCGGGGAGCGCGAUGAAGGAAGAGAGGAGCCUGUGCUUCACGAUAUCUGCCGAUCAUUUCAUCCCGAUCGAAAAGGGAUGUAUACCUGUUGGGAGCAGAGAAUCAAUGCCCGCCCGGGCAAUUACGGCGCGCGGAUUGAUUAUGUCCUCUGCAGCUUAGAAAUGCAAGAUUGGUUCUGCGAGUCCAAUAUUCAAGAAGGGCUCAUGGGCUCGGAUCACUGUCCUGUCUAUGCCAUUAUCAAGGAUAGCGUGGUGUUUCGAGGAAAAGAGACCAACAUUCGUGACAUCAUGAACCCUGCGGGGGUGUUCGAAAAUGGCGAGCGUCAGCAGGAGUACUCAUCAAAGUUGUUGUUGCCUACCUCCGGACGUCUAAUCCCUGAGUUUGACAAGCGAAGAAGCAUCAAGGAUAUGUUCAUGCGCAAACCGACCAAAGCAUCUCAAUCCUCUCCAACUCGAACUUCGACAAAUGCGGGGUUGACCCCCGUGCAAGAAGCAACCGCCACGUCUGCUUCCGAAAACCCGACUAACGAGACGGUCACUGGUGCCAACGACGAGGGCAGAGGCACAAUACGCAAGCGAUCAAACAAGCCGGAAUCCCCAAUCAAACGAUCAAAAAGUACAAUGGCCUCAACGCAGGCGCCUACCAGCGCUGGGCAAAAGACUUUGAAAGGUUUCUUCAAACCCAGAAGUGCCCCCACAAAUUCUAGUAACGAUGGCUCCACCAAAGACGCUGAACUUGCUCCCCUCCAAACGUCAAAUUUGCUCUCCAACAUGACUGGCGCGUCGGACUCCUCGCAGCUUGAGAACCAGGAGGUUCUGAAUACCGUGACGUCAGCCUUUGCAGAAGAAGCCAACAACAGCACCCCAUCUAGUGCAAUUACCCCCAAGGAGGAGGACGCAGUCAUUGACCCAAUUGUGAGCAAAGAAGAUUGGUCUAAGCUCUUCACGAAGAAACGAGCCCCACCAUGCGAAGGCCAUCAGGAACCGUGCAUCAGCCUGACGACGAAAAAGCCGGGACCGAACUGCGGGCGAGCGUUUUGGAUAUGUUCGAGGCCUCUGGGACCGAGCGGCAACAAGGAGAAGGGUACGCAAUGGCGAUGUCCGACGUUCAUUUGGGCAAGCGAUUGGAAUUCAUCAUCCACGUAGCUGUAGGAGAUUGCUCAUAUUAGCGAAGUUUUGUCUGGAUAGGAUGGAGGAAGGAAAUGAUACCCCUGCGCUCUUUGUCCUCAAGUGUGAUACCAAACCUGGAAAGUUGAACUGGUGUUCUAUUUGUCCUGCUGUGAAUAGUUGUUGGGUUCGAAAGCCUGGUAAUAAAAC